Glycine soja is the source of this 1599-nucleotide messenger RNA. Its product is annotated as tRNA (guanine(26)-N(2)/guanine(27)-N(2))-dimethyltransferase. Gene Ontology annotation, molecular function: RNA binding. NCBI's taxonomy places the organism in Eukaryota, Viridiplantae, Streptophyta, Magnoliopsida, Fabales, Fabaceae. Gene Ontology annotation, biological process: tRNA N2-guanine methylation. Bases 92 to 1390 code for a protein of 432 amino acids. The transcript is spliced from 6 exons. Gene Ontology annotation, cellular component: nucleus. The record is from RefSeq and is a predicted model, not a curated record.
GACCCACUUUGGAUUAUUUAUCAGGGUAUUCAAUUUUUCCAUCACUUCUCUUAAAGCCACUUAGACAGUUACAUAAUAUUUUCCCGUCGCAAUGUUAUUUACUCUCUCUAAUGCUGUUCAAACCCUUUCGUCACCCUGCACUUAUUUUCCACAUAACUCCUCUUCUAAAUUUAAGUGUGUUAGUUCUAAAGUUCCCGUCUUUGCGCAGAAACCCCGCGAGAGCAGUUACUACAUUGAAAGGGGUUUGGAGUUUUGCGCCGGUGACGCGUUUUUCCGGCAAGAGAGCGCAACCGGCAGAGACCUCGGCGUUUUGGCAGCUUCUCUGCACAAGAAAGAGAAUGGGAGGUUGCGUGUUCUCGACGCGUUGUGUGGGUGCGGAAUUCGGUCGCUACGGUACUUGGCGGAGGCCGAGGCGGAUUUUGUGGCGGCGAAUGAUGGGAACGAGGACUAUGGAAGCACCAUUGUGGAGAAUUUGAUGCGGGUUUCGGCGGAAGAGGAAGGGAGAUGGGUGGUUACUCAUUUGGAAGCUAAUAGGGUUAUGAUGGAUUAUUAUUUGCAGAAGAGUUUCUUUGAUUUUAUUGAUGUUGAUUCUUUUGGGAGUGAUUCCUCUUUCUUGAGGUCUGCCAUUUGUACUUUGAAAUUGGGUGGCUUGCUCUAUGUUACUUCCACUGAUGGCUUCUCAUCUGGUGGCCACCGUCCUCAUCAUUCUUUAGCUGCAUAUGGAGCUUAUGUGCGCCCUAUGCCGUAUUCGAAUGAGAUUGGUUUGCGAAUGCUCAUAGGUGGGGUUGCCAGGGAGGCUGCAUUGUUGGGGUAUCAUAUCACUCCCUUGUUUUCAUACUAUGCUUUUCAUGGACCUGUUUUUCGAGUCUUGCUCAGAUUGAAUCGUGGGAAGAUUCAUGACAGUAGGCAUUAUGGUUAUAUUGGCUACUGCCACCAGUGUGGAAAUUCCCAUGAAUUUUCUUGGGAUCGACUUGGCCAGAUCAGUUGCUCCUGCAGUACGCCUAAGGUUUCAAACUCCCUUGUGGUCUCAGGACCUCUUUGGACAGGACCUCUUCAUGAUGCUGCAUAUCUUACGAACAUGUUAAAUCUGGCCAAGCAGUGGAAAUGGAUAGUUGAUGACGGUAAAGACAGCCUCGAAAAGCUUAUAAAACUGAUGGUGGAUGAAAGUGACCCCAAGUUGCCAUUUGGGUAUAUCAAGUUGGAUGAGAUGGCAAGCCGUGCAAAAAUCAAUUCUCCACCUUUGAAGGCCUUGAUGAGCGCCAUGCACCAGAAGGGUUAUGCUGCCAGCAGGUCUCACAUAGAAACAAAUGCAAUUAAGACAAAUUGCCCCAUGACAGAAUGCAUUAAGAUUGCCAAAGAACUAUUGCAGUUGCAGGUUUCUGCCGCUUAAUGAUUUCAGGGCUAAAUGUCUCUAGCUGUAAAAACGACGCACGCAUAGUACAGUCACAACAAACUAUGCUUGGUUAAUGCUUAUUAGGAGUUAGAAGCAAAGGUCAUAGCUAAAUUUUGUAUCUGUAACCUAAUAAGGAACUAUGGAUAUGACCUUAUAGUUAUUUGAUAAUAUUAAAGCUGUUUGUAUUGGAUUGGUUUUUGAUUUUA